ACGCAUGCGCAGUCGCGGGCCACAUUACUUCCUGUCAAGAUGGCGGUGAGCAGAGGGUGUACGGGACUGUGGAGGACGUGCAACCUGUUAUUACCCAGACACCCGGCCCUGUUCCCCGCUGCCCUCCGAGCGCAGAGCUCUGUUAGCGGGGACCUGCUGCCCCGGACCUCGCUGUCCAGGCCUCCGUGGCCGGAGCCGACGAGCCCGGUUUCCGCGGAGGAGGAGCGGAGCCGACACGCCGCCGUGGUGAGCACCGUGAACCAGCGGAUCCUCCAGCGGGACUUCGGCCGCCUGUUCGCGGUGGUGCAGUUCGCCGGUCGCCAGUGGAAAGUCACCGGCGAGGACCUGAUCCUGAUCGAGAACCACGUCGAGGCAGAGUGCGGAGACCGGAUCCGGAUGGAGAAGGUGCUGCUGGUCGGGGCGGAGGACUUCACCUUGGUGGGCAGGCCCCUGCUGGGGAGGGACCUGGUCCGGGUCGAGGCGACGGUCCUGGAAAAGACCGAGUCCUGGCCCAAAGUCCACAUGCGGUUCUGGAAGAGACACCGGUUCCAGCAAAAGAAGAUCAUCAUCCAGCCUCAGACGGUGCUGAGGAUCAACAGCAUCGAGCUGGCCCCCACACUGACCUGAUGGGGGGAGGAGGAGGAGGACUGGGGGCGAUUAACACACUGACUGAGAGUUUAAUUAACCAUGGACAUCUCUGGAGUUGAACAGUUAUUCUAAGGUUUAUUUUCUUUCUUGUAAAUAACAGUAUGUACGGCAGAAAGUUAAUGAGACAUUAAAGCUUUGUGUUUUGAAUACGA
This is a messenger RNA of Mugil cephalus (flathead mullet), 800 nucleotides long. RefSeq names its product mitochondrial ribosomal protein L21 (gene mrpl21). NCBI's taxonomy places the organism in Eukaryota, Metazoa, Chordata, Actinopteri, Mugiliformes, Mugilidae. Gene Ontology annotation, molecular function: structural constituent of ribosome. Bases 40 to 627 code for a protein of 195 amino acids. The record is from RefSeq and is a predicted model, not a curated record. Gene Ontology annotation, cellular component: mitochondrial large ribosomal subunit; ribosome. The transcript has a single exon.